GGGCAAUUCAGACAGUUAAGCAGGCAGCAGAGCAGUGCGGUUUGUCGCCAUUUUGUUUAUUUUCGCGUAAAAGAGAUCCGAGAGACGAUCAUCCAAGCAGAUCGUUCUGUCUUCGUCCGGGAAAACGUCAGCUGAGUGCAUCUGUGACCACGUUAGAAAGCUGGAAGAACUGGUAAAAAAACUCGCUCGCACGGGGGCUUGUUGGCAGAGGUUGGAACAAAUAUUAAGAUUAAGACGUAACGGAGUCGAGGUUCGCAAGAAGUACGUAGGUCUCCCGAUUAGUAGCGCGCCGGUUCCGCGGUGCGGAAUCCGUUUCUCGGAUCGGACGAGAAAGAGCGAGUGAGUAGAAACCGAAAAGCGGAAGGAAGACAGUUGCCACGAGAGUAAGAAAAGAUACAACCGUAGCGACAAGAGAAGGAACAACGAAAGAAUUACGAAAAUAUCGCACAAGGGUGGAAUAUAUACAGUGGGCGUCCCCUGAAAAACUGGGGCUACGCGAUAGUUGCUGAAAUUGGUCACAUCGCGAGUAAAUAUCAAUCGUCGUCGUGUGGUAAAACAACGUCGCUGUCGAAUCGUGGUGGUAGUGACGCGAACCUGGGUGCGAUUGAAAUUGAGCAGCCGCAGCAGAGAAGUCGCUCGGGCAAAAGUCUUCCGUCCUCGACGUAGAUAGUCGGUACAUCGAACAACAACCAAUUUGUGCUUAAAAUUCGUUCGUGGAUAUAUCAUUUAAACUACCUUCGGAAGUAACCUCGACGGCGGAAGCCGCCUCCGAGGUACCCGGCGCAUUCAAGACGACCAUCAAUAUCGGCAUUGCGAUGAACCACGUUAACGACCAGGAAAACCUUAAACAGCUCAACCUGGCACCAGUUCAGGUCAAUGAAGUCGAAGAAAUGGAUACGCAAGAAGAAACACCAAAUGAUGGUGGCGGAGAUGGUAAUGAUACUAGUCCUAUGAAUGGAGAAUCGGAAUUAGCUUGUAUAGUUCAAGAUCAAGAAAUGGAAGAAGAUGAAGCAAGAUCAGAAGCAACAUUUCGCUACACGGCAGAAAAUGUUUCAAAAAUGAAAGAUACUCAACUAUCACCACCAUGUUACGUUCGUAACUUGCCAUGGAAAAUAAUGAUAAUGCCAAGGUCAAGUCAAGCACAAGAAAGACCACAACAAAGGUCGCUUGGUUUUUUUCUUCAAUGUAAUGGAGAAAGUGAAUCAGCAUCAUGGAGUUGUUAUGCAGUUGCAGAUCUUCGGUUACUUUCUUGUAAAGAAGGACAGGAACCAUUCAGCAGAAAGAUUCAGCACCUAUUCUACAGUAAAGAAAAUGAUUGGGGAUUUAGUCAUUUUAUGACAUUGCAAGAUGUCCUUGAUCCUGAUAAAGGUUUUAUUAAAGAUGAUUCUAUUACACUGGAGGUUCAUGUAACAGCUGAUGCUCCACAUGGUGUCAGUUGGGACAGUAAAAAACAUACAGGAUUUGUAGGUUUAAAAAAUCAAGGUGCUACAUGUUACAUGAAUUCUUUGCUUCAAACUUUAUAUUUUACCAAUCAAUUACGCAAAGCAGUCUACAAAAUGCCAACAGAAAGUGAUGAUUCUAGCAGAAGCGUUGCUUUGGCUUUACAAAGGGUUUUUCACGAAUUACAAUUUUCUGAUAAGCCAGUAGGUACAAAAAAAUUAACCAAAAGUUUUGGUUGGGAAACAUUGGAUUCUUUCAUGCAGCAUGAUGUACAAGAAUUUUUACGUGUGCUUUUAGACAAGUUGGAAAGUAAAAUGAAAGGAACAUGUGUAGAGGGUACAGUACCAAAAUUAUUUGAGGGGAAAAUGGUGUCAUUUAUUAAAUGUAAAAAUAUUGAUUACAAAUCAACCAGAGUUGAAACUUUCUAUGAUAUCCAGUUAAAUAUAAAGGGCAAGAGAAAUAUUUAUGAAUCGUUUAAUGACUAUGUAAGCACUGAAAGUCUGGAUGGUGAUAAUAAAUAUGACGCGGGAGAACAUGGAUUACAGGAAGCGGAAAAGGGUGUUAUUUUUUCAUCGUUUCCACCAGUUUUACAUUUGCAUUUAAUGCGAUUUCAAUAUGAUCCAGUUACGGAUUGUUCUGUCAAAUUUAAUGACAGGUUUGAGUUUUAUGACAAAAUAAGUCUUGGCAAAUAUUUACAAAAUAAAGCAGCAACGAGUGCCGAUUAUACAUUGCACGCGGUCUUAGUUCAUAGUGGAGAUAAUCAUGGUGGACAUUAUGUUGUAUUUAUCAAUCCAGCCGGUGAUGGAAAAUGGUGUAAAUUCGACGAUGAUGUCGUCUCGAGGUGUACAAAGCAGGAAGCCAUUGAGCAUAAUUAUGGUGGUCAAGAUGAGGACAUAACCAUACCUGUGAAACACUGUACGAACGCCUAUAUGUUGGUGUACAUAAGGAAUUCCGAGUUGGAGAACGUCUUGCAAGAAGUUAAGGAAGAGGAUAUACCUCAAGAGCUGGUGGAGAGGCUGCAAGAGGAGAAGAGGCUGGAACAAAUAAGAAGAAAGGAAAGAACAGAAGCAUACUUGUAUAUAACUGUCAACGUCCUUCUUGAGGAUAACUUUGACGGUCACCAAGGGAAUGACUUGUAUGAUCCAGAGCAUGCUUUGUAUCGUGUAUUUCGCAUACGUAAGCAGUGUACCUUGCACGAGUUUCUCGACUUGCUGAGUGAUAGCUUGAAAUAUCCAAUAGAGCAAAUUCGUUUAUGGCCAUUGAACGUACGUUCGAACCAGACCUGUAGACCAAUGCCACUUGAAUUAGAUGUUGAUCUGCAAAGAUCCAUUUACCAAUGCACGGAGAAUCCAAAUGUUUGGAACGUGUUUGUCGAACUUGUUCCUCCAGAUUCAGAUUUAAGAGCAUUACCACCUUUUGAUAAGGACACUGAUGUUUUAUUAUUUUUUAAACUAUAUGAUCCUAAUAACAAGAAAAUUCAUUAUUGUGGUCAUCAUUAUAUGCCUGUCACAGCUAAAGUCCAGGAACUUAUACCAAUUUUAAAUGAAAGAGCUGGAUUUCCGCCGGAUACAGAAUUAGCGCUUUACGAAGAAAUUAAACCGAACUUGGUAGAAAAAAUAGAUAAUCUAACAGAGCCAUUGGAAAAAGUUCUUGAAGAAUUGAUGGAUGGAGAUAUCAUUGUUUUUCAAAAAGAAGGUGACAAUCAAGCAUAUGAACUCCCAACCUGUAAAGAAUACUUCAAGGAUCUAUUCCACAGAGUAGAAGUAACGUUUUGUGAUAAAACAAUUCCUAAUGAUCCAGGCUUUACAAUGGAACUUUCAUUGAGAAUGACAUAUGAUCAAAUGGCAAGAGCAGUGGCACAAAGGGUUGGGACAGAUCCAUAUCUUCUGCAGUUCUUUAAAUGUCAAAAUUACAAAGAUUCGCCCGGACAUCCAUUAAAAUGUACGUUUGAAGGUUCACUUAAAGAAUUGGUUUCUUUUUGUAAACCAAAAACAAAGAAAUUAUAUUAUCAGCAGCUCAGUAUUAGAGUAAAUGAGCUUGAAAACAAAAAGCAAUUUAAAUGUAUAUGGGUUGGGCCGUCUCUUAAAGAAGAGAAGGAAAUUAUUCUCUAUCCUAAUAAAAAUGGAACUGUGGCUACUUUACUCGAAGAAGCUAAAAAACAAGUCGAAUUAUCCGAAAAUGGUUCUGGAAAAUUAAGGAUACUAGAAAUUAAUUGUAGUAAACUUUCGCCUGGUCCAAAAGAAGAUGUACCUUUAGAUAACUUAAAUGCAAGUGGCACAAAAUUAUACAGGAUAGAAGAAAUUCCAAACGAUGAAUUAAAUUUAGCAGACGACGAAAUGUUGAUUCCCGUUGCACAUUUUCACAAGGAUGUUUUCUCAACAUUUGGUAUUCCCUUUUUCUUUAAAAUUAAACAUGGUGAACCUUUCCCAAAAAUGAAGGAAAGAUUAUUGAAGAAAUUAGGAGUACAAGAAAAGGAAUUCGAGAAGUUUAAGUUCGCGGUGGUGACGAUGGGUAAACCACACUUUAUUAUGGAUUCGCCAGGAUACAUGGUCGAUCUUGCAGACUUCCACACUCAUGCAAACCAGAUUUAUCCACUUUUAAAAGCAGGCACAUCGCCACAGAGGCCUUGGCUUGGUUUGGAACACGUCAACAAAGCGCCAAAGCGUUCUCGUAUCAACUAUCUCGAAAAGGCCAUUAAAAUUUACAAUUAAAUUUUCAUCAUACGAAGAGGAAUAAAAUUAGGCAGCCACUCAUAUAAUUUAUACGACUUUAUAGUAAGAAAGCGACGUCUGACACAAAAUGGAAAUGCGUUUAUGUUUUCGGUUCUUCAACCAGGUUGUGCGCGGUUUUAAUAUUAUGAUCAUAUUAACGAAAGGUAAAUCUAUGCUUUGUAUACGAUGGAUUAAGAGAGUGUAAUGAACAUGCAAUGAUACUUUGUGCAUCAUGGAACUUCUCCCUUUCGAAUCAACAGGGAUUUUACGUAGUGGCUGGAUCGAUGGUACUACGUCGAUUUCGCAGUGUAUCAACAACGGAUUAUAGAUACUUCUAUCAGUGAAAUCAAUUUUUGUAAUUGUAAAUAUUUUACCGCUUGAAUGGCAGUCAUUUAAAAAAUAUUUUUGAGGACAGUGUUUUCAAUACAUUCAAUUCUAUCAAGAGCAAGAAUUUAUUUAAAUAUGUAUUUCAUUACGAAUGUAAUUACGGAUUGCAACUGCAGAAUGAAGAUAUCUCAAGUGAGGAAACAAAGAGGUAUUUAUAAAUGCAGCAUAAUAUUACUUUUAUAGAAAAGUUAAUUUUUUUCUAAAUUUUGGUUAUUUGAUCCUGCCACGUAAAAUCUUUGUGUUGAUUUAAAAUGAUCUAGAGAGAUGUUAUAUACUGUUCUUCAUGAUGUAAUACUUAACGCUCAUUACAUACUCCUGUUUUAUACCAUAUUCAGGAUGUUUGAAACGCAGAUUUACAGCUAUGUACUGUAAUAUAACAUGCUGCACACUGAGGUAUUUUCUACGAAAAAUAAAUGUUAACAUUUUGUUCAUAAUCUCAUUUCUUAUAACAUGCAUUUUUGUUUGUACAUUAAAAAAAUCGUUAUCGAUCCUUAAUUUAAAAGAAACGUAAACAAAGUUUUGUUUGCCAUUGUUAUAUCAAAACUUAAUAUAAAACACUUAUUAGAUGGUUUAUCAGUAAAAUUUCUGAGUUGCCUUCCAAACACCCUGGACCUUUUUGCGUUUGAAUAUAUUCUUUUCUGUAUGUGCUUUAUACGCCUAUUCCUAUAUAUUUUACUGAGACUAUACAAUUUUGCAAAUAUAUAACAGUAGACUAACAUAUUAAUGAGGCAGAGUUUUAAUUUAAAAAGAAAAGAACGUGUCGAGCAUAGUAAAUGCUCAACUCAUCUCGCAUUGAAUGUAAGUAACUAUAUUAAAAAUACAGAGAACUAAACUAUUAUUUAAAAAGAAAAAUCAUUUCACGAUUUCAUGUUUAUCGUUAUCUUAAGCUUUUUUUUUAUUAGUUAAUGUUCUACAGUCUUUUCUUCAUUUUUAAUUCAUCACAUAUUUCGAAUCUACUUCUGAAUAUUUUUUGCGUGAAGACUUGCCACGAUAUUAUACGAGAUCUCCUAUUAUUUAUGAAUCUUACAUUAUUCAAUGUUUCUCCUGCCUUAACUGUGAUUAAAGUCUUUCUUCAAGAGGCGUUCAAACUACGUAGCCCCGAAAUACCUAAGAAUGUUAUUAAAUGGACGAAGAUGGAGCAAUUUAUUUCAUUUAUUUAAUAAAUAAAGUUUUUUUUUUUUUGUAGAGACUAGUUUGUCACAAUUAUAAAAAAGAAUGAUGGUUUUAAAAUUUACAACAAAACGUAAAAUAUGUCAAGUUAACAAAUUUAAUUCAGUCGAAUUAACUGUUAGUCGGUUAGGGUAAUAAAUUGCUGCAACUCAAUCGAAACGAUAACUUAUAUCAAUAUUAAGUGUAUAAUUUAAAGAAGUAUGUCAAAUAUAGUUCUAAUACUGUGAAAGAAUUAUCGUGUUUCGCGAUAUAUUACGUUUCUUGAGCGCAUUCCAAGAUUGGCGAACAUUCUAUAAAUGAACAAUAUAUAAGAAACUUAUGCGACGUACAGUGACAGUUAUGAAAGCUGGAUAUACUAGUUAUGAGGAUGUGUUACAAUACUUUGUAAAAAAUCUAAACGUCUGUGUAUAGUAGUUGUUUGACUACAUACAACCGUGAUUUAAAUUAUGUGCAUGUUUCAAACAUUAUGCUGUUGUACACCCAACUUAUUACUAGUUACUUCUGUUUUCAAAAUUUAUAUUCUGCAGUAUAAUGGAUAAUAUUUUCUCAAUGAAAAUAUUUGUGUAAAAAGUAGAACUAAUGAAAAUUUUCAGAUUUUAAGACACUCAGUGUACUGAGGUAUUUUUUACAUACUGAAAAUUGACAUUUUUUUAACGAUAUUGAACUAAUUGCGGAUGUUCCUGACUGCAUUUUUAUUAAGAUGUAAAGACAAAACACCACAUUAGACAGAAUGUUUUUGUUAAUUCACACAUGAAAAUGACAGCCUUCGUUCGAAGGAAAUUACGAUCAUAUAUGUUAUCUUGGAAACUCUGAAAAUAUGGAUUACAUUUUGUUGUUUAUAUAUACAUAUAUAUGUCGGAUAUAUAUAUAUAUAUAAAUUGUAUACAUAUAUUUCGUUACUACGUUCCUUGAUCAAUACCAAUAAUGACGAUGAUCUUGAAGUUGAAGCUAGUAUGAAUACUUAAGAUGAUAUUAUCAGUAACUGUGUAUUUUUUGCACGAAAUCAUAAAGAAGUUUAUUGGAAGAGUUGUUUAAGUUAUUGUACUAUACUAAAAAAUGAAAGUAUCAGACGCAUAUGUAUUAAAUGAUUCGCAACAGGACGUACUUCUGAUACAUAAUGCUUGUAAUUAGUUGUAGCGUGUUUCUGUGUUUUUGUACAGCUAACUUUGUAGCAGCUGCUCAAUUGCGAUUGUAAAUUUGAACUAUAAGUUUUCAGUAGUUUUUUUCUAAGCAAAUAAAAGCAAACUGCAUAGCAGAUAUGCAUAAAAGAAAUAAUUGAUAAUAAAAUGAAAAAAAAAACCGAUAUUUUAUCAUUCUGACUGAUGUUUUGUUUAGCGCGAGUAAUUCUAUUUUAUGUAUUUGAAUUUUCAUUAAUAUAUAUAUAUUUUUUUUAAUAUUA
Molecule: messenger RNA, 7107 nt
Organism: Hylaeus volcanicus
Lineage: Eukaryota; Metazoa; Arthropoda; Insecta; Hymenoptera; Colletidae
Gene: Usp7
Product: ubiquitin carboxyl-terminal hydrolase 7
Exons: 18
Coding region: 816-4151 (1111 amino acids)
Biological process (GO): protein deubiquitination; regulation of protein stability
Cellular component (GO): nucleus; cytosol
Molecular function (GO): cysteine-type deubiquitinase activity; cysteine-type endopeptidase activity; protein binding
Source: RefSeq, a predicted model, not a curated record